Aspergillus alliaceus is the source of this 1594-nucleotide messenger RNA. RefSeq names its product putative metallo-beta-lactamase domain protein. The coding region runs from base 416 to 1294 and encodes 292 amino acids. The transcript has 6 exons. The record is from RefSeq and is a predicted model, not a curated record. Gene Ontology annotation, biological process: secondary metabolite biosynthetic process. NCBI's taxonomy places the organism in Eukaryota, Fungi, Ascomycota, Eurotiomycetes, Eurotiales, Aspergillaceae.
AAAGAGAUGGGCUAGUAAAUCCAAGAUAGAAUGAAUGUCCUUAUAUCCUCGUCCUAAAUUCAGUCGUGAUCGUUAUCUAGUCCCGUUUCCGAUUCAUCCGGCAUGGGCAACUGAAGUUAAAUAAGAAGUGCUCGGCGAAUCCUAGGCAACGUUGGAAGCACAGGAACAGGGCUGUGGUGCUGGGGGACAACUCCUCUAUUGACCGUGGUGUAGUAGCUGCAAGCCCACAAAUUCUUUUUUCCACUCACCGUUCCCGUCGGGCCGCUAUUUAAAACCUAUUAUUACCCUUCAACACUCUCCCCUUCGCAGCUCGAGCUAAGUUUGUCGACGAAUCCAGAUCGAGGGAUACCUGAAAGAUAAGCCCCAGACCGUCCUUUGCUGCUUGAAUCGAUCCGGGGAACGUUUGUGCCCAACUAUGGCCACUCCGCUCGUUCCUCUGCCGGAGGUGGAGAGACUCAGUGCCUCGGUGGUGAGGAUCCUAGGUGGUAAUCCUGGCAAGUUUACACUGCAGGGAACGAAUACGUAUCUGAUUGGCCGAGGGCCUCAACGGAUUCUCAUCGAUACAGGUGAAGGGAAGCCUUCGUGGGCUGCUAAUCUGAAGGCGAUCCUAUCGGAAGAAAAUGCAACGGUGCAUAAAGCGCUCCUGACGCACUGGCAUCAUGAUCACAUUAAUGGCAUCCCAGACCUUCGCAAGCUUUGUCCUCAAGUCACUAUCUACAAGAACCAACCAGCAGAAGGACAAAGUAAUAUCGAGGAUGGUCAGGUCUUUAGCGUUGAAGGGACUACAUUAAAAGCGUUCCAUACGCCGGGACAUGCAGUUGAUCAUAUGGUAUUUGUGCUCGAGGAGGAAGACGCCAUCUUCACCGGUGAUAACGUCCUGGGUCAUGGAACUGCGGUGUUCGAGGAUUUGAAGGUGUAUCUGUCUAGCCUACAGCGGAUGCAAGACCGAGUCUCGGGACGCGGAUAUCCUGGCCAUGGAGCGGUGAUUGAGAACGCACCGGCGAAGAUUACUGAAUAUAUCAAGCAUCGACAACAGCGAGAAGACGAGAUAAUACGCGUUUUGCGCUAUGGAAAACUUGACGUCGACGAUGACGAGCCAUCCCCAGACUGGAAGGUCUAUUGGACCCCCCUUGAGAUAGUGAAAGUGAUAUACUAUGAUGUUCCGGAAAGCCUUCACCUACCAGCAUCGCGUGGGGUCCUGCAGGUGUUGAUGAAACUAGAAGCUGAGGGUAGGACAGUUCAUGACACGGAAUCGGGAAAGUGGAGACUGGAAACCGGGAAGUCGGCGCUAUAAUCAUCUUCCAUUAUCUCACUUUGUGACAGACCGGCGGAUGAGCCUUCUUUCGGCCUUGCCUGGACUUGUCAGAAGUGCCCUGGUGUGUGUGAGCUAUAUAACGCCACUACAAGAGUGUACUGGACGUUAAGGAAAAAGAAAGGUAAGAAACCACCAUUGAGGGGUUGGCAUUACAUUGCGAAAUCGUCAUCCGACCAACAGGUGGGCUCGGCGCGCCUAAACAUUUUCCAGGCUGGAAAACAGAUACGAUUUCCUGUUGAGUUUUGUAUAAUACUUAAAGUCAUGAGGGGAAACCCCUCA